GUCGCCCGCAUCCGUGCCGCCCGUUCCCGCUCGGCCCUCGGCUUCGCUUAGGGUCCCGGUUCCCGCGGCCGCCUCUGCGCGGUCAGGGCGCCCCCGCCCCGUGUCCCCGGUCAAAGCCCUUUCCUCUUGCCGCUGCUCCCGGCUCCCGCCUCUCCUCGCCAGGUCUCAACAGCUCCUUUCCUGUAGCAGCCGCCGCCGCUGAAGAAGCGCGUCCACCUCGGGUCACCAUGCCCAGCAAAACCAAGUACAACCUUGUAGAUGAUGGACAUGACCUGCGGAUCCCCUUGCACAACGAGGACGCGUUCCAGCACGGCAUCUGCUUUGAGGCCAAGUAUGUAGGAAGCCUGGAUGUACCGAGGCCCAACAGCAGGGUGGAGAUCGUGGCUGCCAUGCGCCGGAUACGGUAUGAGUUUAAAGCCAAGAACAUCAAGAAGAAGAAAGUGAGCAUAAUGGUUUCUGUGGACGGAGUGAAAGUGAUUCUGAAGAAGAAGAAAAAGCUUCUUUUCUUGCAGAAAAAGGAGUGGACGUGGGAUGAGAGCAAGAUGCUGGUGAUGCAGGACCCCAUCUACAGGAUCUUCUAUGUUUCUCAUGAUUCCCAAGACUUGAAGAUCUUCAGCUAUAUUGCCCGAGAUGGUGCCAGCAAUGUCUUCAGGUGUAACGUCUUUAAAUCUAAGAAGAAGAGCCAAGCUAUGAGAAUCGUGCGCACCGUGGGGCAGGCCUUUGAGGUGUGCCAUAAGCUGAGCCUGCAGCACACACAGCAGAAUGCAGAUGGACAGGAAGACGGGGAGAGCGAGAGGAACAGCAACAGCUCAGGGGACCCAGGUCGCCAGCUCACCGGAGCCGAGAGGGCCACCACAGCCACUGCCGAGGAGACUGAUAUCGAUGCAAUAGAUGUCCCACUUCCAGGGAAUGAUAUCUUGGAGUUCAGUCGAGGGGUAACUGACCUUGAUGCUGUUGGGACUGAAGGAGGAGCCCACACGGACUCCAAGGUUUCACCUCAUCCGCAGGAGCCUGUGCUGACAGCUUCACCCAAGAUGCUCCUCCCCACCUCUGCCUCGAAGCCACCGGGCUUGGGCUCUGGGACGCCACUGUCCACCCACCACCAGAUGCAGCUUCUCCAGCAGCUCCUCCAGCAGCAGCAGCAACAGACGCAAGUGGCUGUGGCCCAGGUUCACUUGCUGAAGGAUCAGUUGGCUGCAGAGGCUGCUGCCAGGCUGGAGGCCCAGGCUCGUGUGCACCAGCUCCUGCUGCAGAAUAAGGACAUGCUCCAGCACAUCUCACUGCUGGUGAAGCAGGUGCAGGAGCUGGAGCUGAAGCUUUCGGGACAGAACGCCAUGGGCUCUCAGGACAGCUUGCUGGAAAUCACGUUCCGCUCCAGUGCCCUGCCUGUACUCUGUGACCCCACCACCCCAAAGCCAGAGGACCUGCACUCGCCGCCGCGGGGCGCGGGCUUGGCGGACUUUGCCCACCCGGAUGGCAGCCCCUUAGGUAGGCGCGACUGCUUGGUGAAGCUGGAGUGUUUCCGCUUCCUCCCGGCCGAGGAAGCCGCGCCCCCGGCGCAGGGCGAGCCCCUCCUGGGCGGCCUGGAGCUCAUCAAGUUCCGGGAGUCGGGUAUCGCCUCGGAGUACGAGUCCAACACGGACGAGAGCGAGGAGCGCGACUCGUGGUCGCAGGAGGAGCUGCCGCGCCUGCUCAAUGUCCUGCAGAGGCAGGAACUGGGCGAUAGCCUGGAUGAUGAGAUCGCCGUGUAGGUGCUGCGGCCACGAGGAGCUGGAGG
Molecule: messenger RNA, 1777 nt
Organism: Elephantulus edwardii (Cape elephant shrew)
Lineage: Eukaryota; Metazoa; Chordata; Mammalia; Macroscelidea; Macroscelididae
Gene: NOS1AP
Product: nitric oxide synthase 1 (neuronal) adaptor protein
Exons: 10
Coding region: 228-1751 (507 amino acids)
Molecular function (GO): nitric-oxide synthase binding
Source: RefSeq, a predicted model, not a curated record